Messenger RNA from Chanos chanos (milkfish), 2236 nucleotides. It is a transcript of the gene cfh, whose product is annotated as complement factor H. The transcript has 8 exons. Lineage: Eukaryota; Metazoa; Chordata; Actinopteri; Gonorynchiformes; Chanidae. The record is from RefSeq and is a predicted model, not a curated record. Bases 1 to 1290 code for a protein of 429 amino acids.
AUGCUUAAUCCAGACACUCAGUUGGAGCCCACUGAGAAGGUUCUGGUGAUAUACAACAAGACCAAGUUGUGUCCAUUUGGCAAGUGUAAGGUUAAAGUCGGAAAUCGAAGAAACCAGAAAAUAUACCGACUGGAGUUUGUGGUGGUGGAUAAAGAUUCCAAACGACGCGAACUUCCCGAAGACAUCCCAAAUGGCCAAUACCGAAUUAUACAUGGUACAGACUUUGUUACUGGAACAACUAUCAAGUACACAUGCAAUGAAGGUUACAACAUGAUGAGCAGAGUGGACAUCAGAACGUGCUUGAUUGAAGGUUGGGAUAACCACUUACCUCAGUGUGAAGUGGUCAGAUGUCCACCAGUAAAUACAGAAGAUAAUGUGAUUGCUAGCGGAAACACAGAAGGACGAUACCAAGACGUGAUUCACUUUGAGUGCAAGUCCGCUCGCGAUAUGCUAGACGGCCCUCAGGAAAUUCAUUGUACUGAGGAUGGCAAAUGGAAUGACAGAUUCCCUAAUUGCAUAUUCCGUUCAUUCCUCUCAGAAAUAAAAUGCCCGCCUGUGGAAAUACAGAACGGGCGCAUUGUAAACGAGCAGCCCGAAUAUAAGGAGGAUGAGCAGUUGAGAUACGAGUGUCAUAAGGGAUUCCAGGCCAAACCUGGAAGAAAGCCCCAGUGCACAAGACAUGGCUGGAGUAUAACGCCAGAAUGUGAAGAGAUUGUUUGUAGAGUAGAGUCUCGUCCAACCAAUGCUGUGAUAAAACCUGAGGGUCAAACUGUAUUCAGACCUGGACAGCGUGUGGAAAUAACAUGUAGUGAGGGGUACUGGGUGUUUUGGUCCAAACAGACUUCACACAAAGUUUGGUGUAAAAGGGAUGGCCAAUGGGAGCGCUCGCUGAUUUGUGAAGAAAUAACUUGUGAAUAUCCAAGGGAUGAUCAUCUGUAUGAUUAUUGGUCCCGCUUCCCCCGGACUGGAAGACUAGGGCGAACUAGCGAUUACAGUUGUCAAUCAGGGUAUUAUAAAGCAGCAGAGAAGGCUAAAUGCACAGAGAAUGGCUGGCAACCCAAACCUCUGUGUCUUGCAAGUGUAUGUGAAGAACCAGAUCUUCCCCAUGCCAAUAUUAUAAGAAAAAGUGUUUCAAGACCUCCACAUUACACACAUGGAGAAUGGAUUGAGUAUGAGUGUGAGACUGGAUAUGAGCCUAAAGGACGUAUUACCAUCCACUGUGUGCAAAGAGACGCAGGCUCAGCGCCUCAAUGGAGUAGGAUACGUCAGUGUGGUCUGUUGCAUCGUUAGGCCUGGCCGUCUGGGGCUACAGCCCCGAAGGUUUUAUGAAUAGCCCCGGAUCUCUCUCUCUUUUUUUUUACAACAAUAAAAAUAGUAAAAAAAAACAGCCCCGGAUCUAUUCAUUUGUCAUUCCGAUCAUACAUUAACCCUCGAAAAUAAUAUGAUAUCGUUAAUCAGAAACGCAAGUACGUUUUGGGUUCUCUGUGUGUCACUGAGCAGCAGAUCUACUUCACACUACUUGGCACGCACGCAGCUUGUGUGCGCACAAGUGAGAGAAAGAGAGAAAGAACACGCUCCGGUUACAGGGCUUGUUGGCAUUUGAUGGUAACUAAGUUUAGGCUAUGGAUAUAUGACGUUUUUUUCAAAACUAAAAGGAAUGAAGGCAACGAUAUGAGCCUAAAGGACGUAUUACCAUCUACUGUGUGCAAAGUUACGCAGGGUCAGCGCCUCAAUGGAGUGGGAUACGUCAGUGCCAUGGCAGUGGUAGGUUUCAGCAGGUCAAUCCCUGGCAGAGAUAUUCCCCAGGCUUCUUUGCUCAAUUAAUCUAGAGAUAAUUGGACAGUCAGUGCAGAAGUUAAAAAAAAAUGGAGAAAUUUUAAAACUAUUCAAUGAUUUCUUUUCAUCUAAUGCUGUGACGUCCUUGGAUUCAUGAUUGAUGGUUGAUCGAUUGAUCCAUCUUAUUUUUAUGUGUGUGUGUGUGUGAUCCGCUGUCCAACAAAACUGUCAGCAGUUUACUGAUUUUGGUUAGUGGUAAAGUGUUAUUCCUCUCAAAGCCAUUACUGUUGUUCCUCUCAAAUCCAUGGCUUCUAUUCUUUGAUGUUUUUCAUUCCCACUGCCCUACUGAAAGCCUUUUAACCCCCAUCCCACUGAGAAACUCUAGAGGGGAAUAAUUAUGUUCCUAAAAACAGUGAUCCUAAGACAAGAGCAUCUCAAAUCUCUGAAUUUCAGACAUCAU